AUGACCGCAACCACGCCCAAACUCAAUGGCAAGAAGCUCAACGUCCUAGUUUACUCCGGUUCGCUCACCCAAUCCGCAUGGAAGUCAAAUAGUCUAAUCCGUUCUCCUCCCUCUCCAGGCAAUGGUAGCACCGUCGAGUCCGUCCGACACUGCCUCUACACCCUCCGCCGCCUCCUCGCCCCGCACUAUGCCGUGAUCCCCGUGACCGCCGACAUGCUCAUCAAGGAGCCGUGGACGCUGACAUGCGCCUUGCUGGUGAUGCCUGGAGGAGCGGAUCUGGGGUACUGCCGAUCUCUCAACGGAACGGGCAACCGUCGAAUCGAGCAGUUUGUCAAGCGCGGCGGCGCAUACCUCGGUUUCUGCGCGGGGGGUUACUACGGCAGCCAGCGAUGCGAGUUCGAGGUCGGCGAUAAGACGAUGGAGGUGGUCGGGGAUCGGGAACUGGCCUUUUACCCUGGAAUAUGCCGCGGCGGUGCCUUUCCCGGAUUUGUGUACCACAGCGAGGUGGGGGCGCGCGCCGCCGAUCUGAAGGUCUCCAAGGAUGUACUCCAAGCCGGUGUGGUGCCGGAGGGGUUCAAGUGCUAUUACAACGGGGGUGGUGUCUUUGUCGACGCGCCCUUGUAUGGGGAUAAGGGCGUGGAGGUUUUGGCCAGCUACUCGGAGGAAUUGAAUGUUGAUCCAGGUACAGGUGCGGCUGCCGUCGUCUACUGUAAGGUGGGCGAGGGAGCGGCCAUUCUGACCGGACCGCAUCCAGAGUUCGCAGCGGCAAACCUAGACAAAAAGGCCGGGGGCGAGGAUUAUGCCAAGGUGGUGGAUGCGCUGGCAGCGGACGAUAAAGCGCGCACCGAUUUUUUGAAGGCCUGCCUGUCCAAGCUGGGCCUACAGGUCACCCAGAAUACCACCACUGUGCCAUCACUUUCUUCGUUGCACCUGUCGUCUCAAAAUCCGGCUGACACUUCCCGCAUCCGAUCAUCGUUGCAAGAGGUGAUUAGUAGCGAGGGGGAUGAAGAAUUCAUCAAAGAUGAAAACGAUACGUUUCGUCUGGAGAGAUCUGGAACUUGGAGUAUGAGUUCAUUGGAGGAGUCUCUCCCCCAGUCUGAACAGGGUGCUAGCGAUGGUAUUGUCGAUUACAACGCAAUCAUCAAACCUUUAGUGAUCCACGACGAGCUUCCAUCCUCCAAAGCAACUCCUUGCUUCAAUCACCAUGCAUUCUACGCCAAUCUCGAACAGUACCAGUCACAGAUGCGGGAAGGUGCUGGCUGUUUCGGUUCAAGCAUCAUGUAUGGCGAGGUCGUCACUAGUACAAAUACGAUUCUGGAAAAAAAUCCCAAAUUACUCCGUAAACUGCCACAUGGAUUCACAGCGACAGCAACCACCCAGGUCGCAGGCCGAGGCCGAGGCUCCAAUGUCUGGGUUUCUCCGGCAGGGGCCCUGAUCUUUUCGACGGUCGUAAGGCACCCGAUCGAAAAGAUCCAGUCUGCUCCCGUGGUUUUCAUUCAGUAUCUGGCGGCAAUGGCGGUCGUACGGGGUAUCAAGAGCUACGAUGUGGGCUUUGAGAACAUGCCAGUUAAGCUCAAAUGGCCCAAUGACAUUUAUGCCUUGGACCCCGAAAACCCGGAGAAGAAGCACUACACCAAAAUCUGCGGAAUCCUCGUCAACUCGCUCUUUUCCUCGAACGAAUACAUCGCAGUGGUGGGAAUUGGCAUCAACGCCACGAACGCCUCUCCAACCACCUCGCUGAAUGCACUCGCCUCUCGCUUCCUCCCCAAUAAAACCGCCCCAAUCACACUCGAGAAACUUCUCGCCCGGUGCCUCACCACGUUCGAGGAGCUGUACACCCGCUUCCUGCGAACAGGCUUUGACCGGGAGCUUGAGACGAUGUACUACGACGACUGGCUGCACAUGCAUCAGGUUGUCACAUUAGAGGAAGAAGGCGGAACGCGAGCUCGGAUCAAGGGUAUUACUCGGGAUUAUGGGUUGCUGCUGGCAGAGGAGUUGGGAUGGAACGAUCGGCCUACGGGACGAGUGUGGCAGUUGCAGAGUGACAGCAACAGUUUUGAUUUCUUCCGAGGAUUGGUCAAGAGGAAGGUAUAG
This is a messenger RNA of Aspergillus udagawae, 2094 nucleotides long. Its product is annotated as biotin--[acetyl-CoA-carboxylase] ligase BPL1. The record is from RefSeq and is a predicted model, not a curated record. Bases 1 to 2094 code for a protein of 697 amino acids. Gene Ontology annotation, cellular component: cytoplasm. Gene Ontology annotation, molecular function: biotin--[biotin carboxyl-carrier protein] ligase activity. Lineage: Eukaryota; Fungi; Ascomycota; Eurotiomycetes; Eurotiales; Aspergillaceae. Gene Ontology annotation, biological process: protein modification process. The transcript has 4 exons.